AUGAUUGCCAAAACACCAAAGCCUCCUCGGGUGGCCAUUAUCCGCGACUACGAACUCAACGCAGAAUGGGGCUAUGAAAUGCUCGAUUCGAUACGCAACUGUGUUCUGAAGGCUCAACCCGAGGCCGAGAUUCAGAACUUCCAGCCCAUCGACGGAGGCGAUGUUCCAGAUGCUUCCACCUUCGACCUGGUCAUCCUCACUGGUGGCACUGCCGACCUCACGCUUCCAGAGACCGAUCCCUGGGUGACAAAAGUCUUGGAUUGGAUCAGGGAUACGGUAGCCAAUAGCCCAACGACGAAGCUGCUCGGCAUAUGCUGGGGCCAUCAGGCCAUUUCACGUGCCAUGGGCGGCACAAUUGCGUACCGAGAAGACGGUCCUCUGAUUGAAGUCCAGAAUGUCCCGCUCACCGAGCAAGGGCGAGAGUUUUUCAAGGGUUACCAGUCACUACGACUCCAUAAAUUUCACAGAAGAAUGGUGAAAACAGCUCCGCCGGGGUUUCAUUACCUGGCGGACAACCACGAGAUUUCCAUGUCCGAUUCCGAGCAGAUGAUGACUUUCCAGGGCCAUCCGGAGAUGACGGCGCACAUUGCACAGGGUCUGGUCGCCAACAAAGAUGGGACAUAUUUACCUGAUCCCAGUCCCGAAGGCGUAGCCCGCUUAAACCAGGCACUUGAGAAAGAUGAGGAUGGCAAGAAAGCAUUUGCCAGGGUCAUGGCCUGGGCAUUUGACAACAAAGUUUGA
This is a messenger RNA of Capronia epimyces CBS 606.96, 741 nucleotides long. RefSeq lists its product as uncharacterized. The transcript has 3 exons. Bases 1 to 741 code for a protein of 246 amino acids. Gene Ontology annotation, cellular component: nucleus; cytosol. Lineage: Eukaryota; Fungi; Ascomycota; Eurotiomycetes; Chaetothyriales; Herpotrichiellaceae. The record is from RefSeq and is a predicted model, not a curated record.